This is a messenger RNA of Alternaria conjuncta, 552 nucleotides long. RefSeq lists its product as uncharacterized. The transcript has 2 exons. The record is from RefSeq and is a predicted model, not a curated record. Lineage: Eukaryota; Fungi; Ascomycota; Dothideomycetes; Pleosporales; Pleosporaceae. Bases 1 to 552 code for a protein of 183 amino acids.
AUGUCACGACAGACAGUCACCUCACGUCAGCGUCGCGUGCUCACUUCCAAAGAAGCUCGCGAGGUCACCCUUCAGAACCAGGUCGACUCACCUCUAUUACGGCUGCCAGGAGAGAUACGCAACAAGAUCUACGCGUACGCGUGUUCCCGCACUCAGGCCGUCUUCAACAACAGUCCUCGAGCCCGCAAGUCCACAGCCAUCAUAUCCACCUGUUCUCAGAUGCGCCAUGAAGCCCACGCCAUCUUCUUCGCGCAUGCGACUCUCGAUUUGAGGGCGCUCCUGUUCUCGGAGUUCCCACAGACGCUUCCACACGCGGACUUCCAGCUCGUCACUUCCAUCCAUCUACGAUCGCAGCGGAUUAUAAGGCUCCUACGGGAGGAUGAGCAUUUUGUAGCGGAACGACAGGGAGCUAAACUCUUCCCGGAACUGGAGCGAGUAUAUGUCGCUGGUUGGAGUAAAUCGCGCAUGCCAAAGGAUAGUUUGGGGGUUGAUGCGCUACGAACUUGGGCGGGAAAUGCGGACUUGCAAGUGGCCCCCAGCUCAGCGUUCUAG